Choloepus didactylus (southern two-toed sloth) is the source of this 3646-nucleotide messenger RNA. RefSeq names its product midnolin (gene MIDN). The transcript has 7 exons. Gene Ontology annotation, molecular function: protein binding. NCBI's taxonomy places the organism in Eukaryota, Metazoa, Chordata, Mammalia, Pilosa, Megalonychidae. The record is from RefSeq and is a predicted model, not a curated record. The coding region runs from base 149 to 1831 and encodes 560 amino acids. Gene Ontology annotation, cellular component: nucleus.
GCGCUGUGCCUCCCCUGCCCUCAAGCGCCCAGAGGACCUUGGCUCGGGGAGACCCCCGCCCCCGCAGGCGCAGCGUGGAUUGGCGGCGGCCCGCGGACUCCCGAGCCUGCUAUCCGGCGGCGGCGCAGUCCCCCAGCGCGGGCCGGGCAUGGAGCCGCAGCCCGGCGGCGCCCGGAGCUGCCGGCGCGGGGCCCCAGGCGGCGCCUGCGAGCUGGGCCCGGCUGCCGAGGCGGCGCCCAUGAACCUGGCCAUCCACAGCACGACGGGCACCCGCUACGAGCUGUCCGUGCCGCCGGACGAGACGGUGGAGGGGCUGCGCAAGCGGCUGUCCCAACGCCUCAAAGUCCCCAAGGAGCGCCUGGCCCUGCUCCACAAAGACACCCGGCUCAGUUCGGGGAAGCUGCAGGAGUUUGGCGUGGGGGAUGGCAGCAAACUCACGCUGGUACCCACCGUGGAAGCCGGGCUCAUGUCCCAGGCCUUCAGGCCCGAGCAGUCGGUGAUGCAGGCCUUGGAGAGCUUGACGGAAACCCAGCCCCCAGCGGCGCCCGGGCCGGGCCGGGCUGGCGGAGGCAGCUUCCGGAAAUAUCGAUUCAUUUUAUUUAAGCGUUCGUGGCACCGACAGGGACCCCAGAGCCCAGAGAGGGGCGGCGAGAGGCCCCAGGUCAGUGACUUCCUGUCAGGCCGCUCACCGCUGACCCUGGCGCUGCGUGUCGGUGACCACAUGAUGUUCGUCCAGCUGCAGCUCGCUGCCCAGCAUGGCCCUCUGCAGCACCGCCAUGUGCUUGCUGCCGCAGCGGCUGCAGCCGCUGCGGCCCGCGGGGACCCCAGCACUGCCACCCCCGUGUCCUCUCCUUGCCGGCCGGUGUCCAGCACCACCCGUGUCCCCCCAGUACCCACCAGCUCCGCUCCUGCAUCCCCUUCUGUCACAGCCGGCUCCUUCCGAUCCCACGCGGCCUCCGCUACCUGCCCUGAGCAGGUGGACUGUCCCCCCCCUGCCAGCAGUGGUGCCAGCACCACGUCCACCCCGGGGGGCAGCCCCGCUCCCCGUACCCGCAAACCCGGCGCUGUCAUCGAGAGUUUCGUGAACCACGCCCCCGGGGUCUUCUCAGGGACCUUUUCCGGUAGGUGUCACAGCCCCUGCGUGCUCUCACGUGCAUCUGCGUGUGAAUGCUCCGUCCCGGGGGUCCGCGUCUGCCCAAGGGUACACGCCUCCGUGCCGGGCCCCUCUGGAAACUUCCACGCGGUUCCUGCUGGCUCACCCUGUGCCCCCUCCUCUCCCGCAGGCACACUGCACCCCAACUGCCAGGACAGCAGUGGGCGGCCGCGCCGCGACAUUGGCACCGUCCUGCAGAUCCUUAACGACCUCCUCAGCGCCACCCGGCAGUACCAAGGCAUGCCCCCCUCGCUCACCCAGCUGCGCUGCCACGCCCAGUGCGCGCCCACCGCGCCGGCCCCCGACCUCGCCCCCAAGACUACCUCCUGCGAGAAGCUUCCGGCCGUGCCCCCUGCCUCCCUGCUGCAGGGCCAGAGCCAGAUCCGCGUGUGCAAGCCACAGGGGGACCGGCUGCGGCAGACGGAGAACCGCGCCACGCGCUGCAAGGUGGAGCGGCUGCAGCUCCUGCUGCAGCAGAAGCGGCUCCGUCGGAAGGCACGCCGCGAUGCCCGGGGCCCCUACCACUGGCCGCCCAGCCGCAAGGCCGGACGCAGCGACAGCAGCGGUGGGGGCGGCGGCAGCCCCAGCGAGGCCCCCGGCCUGGGCCUGGACUUCGAGGAGUCCGUCUGGAAGCCCGAAGUGAACCCUGACAUCAAGUCUGAGUUCGUGGUGGCCUAGGGGCCUCCGACCUGGGGCAGCCAGGGACGCGGGCAGCCUUGCCCGGCCCCGAGGGCAGGCGGGAGCCCCCGUCUCCACCCACCCACCCAUCCAUCCUUCCUUCCUUCCUCUGUUCCUUCUUUCCUUCCUUCCCUCGCACAGUCACGGCGCCCUGGCGCUUUUUUUUCUUUUUUAAAUUCGUCACCACGGUUUUCCAGACUCCCCGUGGACUUGGCUUCCGGCCUCCUCUGUCCCGCUCCCACGUCCCCACCUCUUGCUCCCCGUCUCCCGGCGGCCUCGGCUGCCGUCCCCACCCACCCACCUUCCCCAGCUCCACAUAUGUAGCAGUCCCUCCAGAUGGUGGGGAGACAGGAAGCCGCCCCCAUCCCCUUCCGCUCUGCCUCCCCCCCGUUCAGGUUUUAAGUCAAAAACAUAAAUGCCUCAUAAUGCACUUUACAGACGAGGGGCCAGGACCCCACCCCAGGCCGGCAGGACCCCCGGGCUUCAAAAUGCAGCCCCCCAACAAAUCGAGAAACCCACUCAAGCCGUCGCGGGGACCGUUCUCUCUUUCUUCCAUGUCUGUUCUUUUUUUUUUUUCACUUCUUGGUCUCUUUCCAUUUUCCUUUUUUUCUGUUUUUCCUUUUUUUAAUUUCAGGAAGAGGGAGAGGGGGCCGGGGGCCUGCCUCGGCAUUUGUUUCCGGGGAGUCAGACCCUCUCCUGCCAAGGAAAGGAAAACGGAGGAAGGGGACCCGGGCUGUCCCCCAGCUCCGCUCCCUGCUGUUUGCUCCCCCCCCCCUCCUGUCCCUGCCCCCUUGUUUUCUGACCUGCCUGAGUGGGGGGUAUUUAUAGACUUAAUUUUCUGACUGAGCCAAUGUUGGUUGGAAUCUCCUGAAAUGUGGGAGAAGAGGCUGGGGGGCCCGGGAGAAGCCCCCACCCCCACCCCUUUCUCCUGGCCCCACCCGAGGGCUGCGGGACUGUGUACUGUGUGUGGGGGGGGGGAUCUGGCGGCCAGGAUGGGGGGGGUGCUGAGCUGUGAAUCCCCGAGGCAGGGGGCAACGCCGUGUAGCAUUAACCCCUCGGGGAGGGUCGCUGCUGGUUUAAUUUGGACCCUCCCCGCUCACUGCCCACCCUGGGGUCUGUAGCCCCCCCCCCCAGCAGACAGACAAAGCCCCCCUACUGCAGCCAUUUCAAUGGGGGUGGGGUUGUGGGCUUUUUUUGUUGUUUUUUUUUUUUGUUUUUUUAAUUUACUUUGUUUGGUUUUUUACUAAUAUGGUAGACAUUCGGGCCCGGCCCAUCGCUGUCCUCUGCAUCCCCGGCCUGCCCUCCCUCCGCCCGCCCCGUAGGUGCACCCCAGGCCCGCACACCCCACCCCGUGUUUAAAUGUAAUGGUUUCAGAUGUGAACAUGUGUUACUGUAGCUCUGUAAAAUUUUUUUGUGGGGGUGGGGGGUGGGCAGGGAGGGGUCCAGAUUUGUUUUGUUUUGUUUUGUUUUCAAAAAAGAAAAAAGAAAAAAAAAAGACAAAAAGAGGAGAAAAGAGGGGUGGGUUUGUUUUUUGAACAACCGUCUUGGAUACCUAUUUAAAUGUGUGUUCUGUUUUUGUUUUUUAACGAUUUUUAAAAUAACGGCUGUGCCUCCGCGGGUCUGCGGGUGGAGGCCCAGGCGGGGACCAGUCCCCCCCAGAAAGCACCACCCGCCCUCGGGGGGUGGGCUGCGCGGGUCCUGGCACCUUGCGGAAGUUUACUCUUUGAAAACCUGAAAUGGAGAAAGGAAAAAAAAAAAAAACUACACCAACACCGUGAUUUCAAGUAAUAAACAGAAAAUGAAACACAAGCAAGA